UAACACGGGUCUAACGCUCCUUCGCCCACUACUCAACCAAAAUAAUAAUAAGGAAAAGCGAGGGCCAUUUUCUCCGAGUUUGUUUAGAUUCCAUAACUUCCAGCUCUUUCAGGGUGGAUAAAUAAGGCUUAACAGACACACGUUUACACGUAAAAUGCCUGUCAUCACCACCAAGGAGUCCGCCUCAGCCGUCGCCGACGCUCUCAAGGCUGAGGCCAGCGAGGCCAAGCCGGCGUACCUCGUCGUCUACGCCUCGCACCGUAACGGACGCUCGUGGUGCGGCGAUUGCACGGCGGCCGAGCCAUACAUUGAGAAAAAGUUUGGCGGCGACGAGAACACCGUUCGGGUCGUCUAUGCGGGCUUGCCCGAGGAGUGGAGGACGAAAGAGAACCCGUGGAGACAGGCGCCGUUCAACGUCACGAACCUGCCCACCCUGAUCAAAGUUUCUGGCGAGAAGAAGUGGGAAAAGCUUGUUGAGGCGGAUGUCUACGACCAGAAGAAACUCGACGCCUUCGUCGGCGGCAACAGCCGCCUGUGAGUAUCCAUACAAGCAAGCUCGAUAGAAAAGAAUAAUAAAAAGUGUAAAACAUUUGCAACUUCC
Molecule: messenger RNA, 601 nt
Organism: Colletotrichum destructivum
Lineage: Eukaryota; Fungi; Ascomycota; Sordariomycetes; Glomerellales; Glomerellaceae
Product: Putative Thioredoxin domain-containing protein
Exons: 3
Coding region: 155-538 (127 amino acids)
Cellular component (GO): cytosol
Molecular function (GO): protein-disulfide reductase [NAD(P)H] activity
Source: RefSeq, a predicted model, not a curated record